Molecule: messenger RNA, 1908 nt
Organism: Colletotrichum tamarilloi
Lineage: Eukaryota; Fungi; Ascomycota; Sordariomycetes; Glomerellales; Glomerellaceae
Exons: 1
Coding region: 1-1908 (635 amino acids)
Source: RefSeq, a predicted model, not a curated record
AUGCCAUCAUUCGCGCAAAAGCAUCAGUUCAUUCUGCCGCAACCUGCGCAAACGGCAUCACUGGCGGGCCCGUCGUGCCCUCAAAAGAGGCGUCUGUCAAGCGUUGACGACUCACCUUCACCAGAUGCACUCAUCGCCACUGAGCAGCCCUUGAAGCGGGCCAAGCUGGAGAGCACCAACCUCGCCGUCUCUGACAUCCCUUCCAGUGUCGUCUCUGACGUACCAGCAUCCGCGUCUUUGCCUGUGCCUGUGCCUGCCGCUGUUCCAGCAGUGACUAACGACAUGGAGGACGCGCGCGACGCUAUCCAGUACCAAUUUGGUCUUGAGAUCUUGCUCAAGCACAAUGAGCUGAGGCUAAUCAACCAAGAACUGGCAAAAUGUCAGGUUGCUCUCGAGCAACUCCGUCGCUGCCAUCUCAUUCCGUAUCCUACUGCCUGUCCCACUCCUGCGCAGAUGUUGGAUAUCAGCAACGGAAAGGGUCCAGCUCUGCAAAAUCGUCCGGGAGAGCCUGUCCCCCAAUGGGCUGCGCCUUUUGGAGUUGUCGAUGGACCUUACGCUCGACACUACGCCAAGUGGCUCAUCCCCGAUCCCAAGUUUGAUGGCAUGCAACCUGAGUGGUACCCAGUGCUUGAGACUGCCCGUAGCAGAAGCUCAGUUGAGGGACGAACGACAAGGAACAGCAUGUCUGAUCUCGCCAGCGCAAACAAGAACCGCUCGACUCGGGGUAUUGGCAGCCAGAAGCUGCAGUCUCUCUCCAGCGGCUACCCUCAGCCAAAGGAGAAGGCCGGACCUUGUGUUCUCAAGCGCUCCGACGGCCAGACUGUGAAGCUCGUCUGCUUGGAUUGCAAUCGGGAGAACUUCAGCAGCACUCAGGGCUUCAUCAACCACUGCCGCAUCGCCCAUAGGCGAGACUUCAAGAGCCACGAAGAGGCGGCUGUUCAUUGCGGUCACCCCAUCGAGGUUAACGAAGGCGGCAGUCUUGUUGGAGAGGAAAAGGCUCCGCCUCCCCCACCAACCGCCAUCGCGUCUGGUCUCGUCCAUCCUUUUGCCCAGACCGACAUGUCCACCCAACAGGCGUACGUUGCUUUGCGUUCUAGGAUCGCAGAUUCCCUCAAGUUGUACCGUGAUGGCAAGCUGCCUGGCGUUACAAGCAUCCCUCAAAGUACUUCAAAGGCAGAGCCUGCGAGGUCCGCUGCGCCAAAGGCUGGAAACUUCGUCGCCUCGGCUGACACCCCCUUCCUUUCGCGACUCAUGCAGAGCAGAAACUUCACCGGCAACCUCAGUGACAUUGUCAGUGACGCCAAGGAGAAGAUGUCGCUUGAAGACCUCACAUCGCCAGGUGAGGAAUCGGAAGAUACCGAGACUGGUCUCGGCAGCCCGAAGAGCAAUGCGGGAUCAGCUGCUCGUAUGCCUGCCAUGCGCAUGCCUGCGAGAGCACCAAUGUCACCCGUCACUCUGACUUCGUCGACAAGACCAACAAGCAGCAAGGGAAGGUCGCCUUCUACAGGCUUUGCUUCGCCUCCCAUGAGCAGUCCCGAGAAGGACGACGGACCCACCAGGGUAGUAAUACACUCUGGUGAGGAUGUUGACAUGGAGGACGUUGACCUCAGCCCCAGCACAAUGGUCAGCAACAACGCACCUUCGCUUGUCAGCGAUGAUGGCGAAUAUGAUGACUCCGAUGACGGGUCGUCCGAAUCAGGUGUCAGUGACCGCAUGGAUGCCGAGUCGGUGUCUGACGUUGCUGAGAUCACACUUGAUGAGGAUCACGAUGGACGCCCUCUUGGUCAUCAUAGGGAGUCUAGCGGAGUCGGUUCCGGUACUGCGAUGCGUCUCAAGAAGGAUGAGAACAAGCAUGUCACUUUCGUUAGCCCUGUCCACGACAGCGCGAAGCGAGCCCGAAAAGUUUAG